GAAGGCGGCGCGGCGUGGAGCGGCCCCGGGGCGGGCGGUGACCCCAGGGCCACGCUGCCUGGUCGGGAGCCAAGGCGAGGGCCGCGCGGGGCGGGGACGCUCUGUCCCCUGGGAGGCGCCGCGCCGCGGGCCCUGGGCGCGCGUGGGAAAGGCUCGCGGAGAGUUGGGAGGACCCGAGGCCGGAGCCGGGUGACGGGGAGGGAGCAGCGUGCCUGGCGGGCGGAUCCCCGAAGCCCGCGGACUCGGGGCGCAGCCGGGGCGCCCGCCGGGCUCCUGCGCGCUGGGGCUGCCUCCGGGCGAGCUUCGGGGAAAGGCCCGAGCCGGCGCCGGCCGCGGGGCCGGGGGUGAUGGUGGGGGCGCCGGUCCCGGCUCCGGGCUGGGCUCCCACCCGCCGGGCUCCCACCCGCCGGCGCGAGGCCGCCGCUGUGCGGGGCGCUCCCCGCCAGGGGGCGGCUUGGCGCGGGGCGAGCGGGCGGCGGGGGCGCUAGGGGCGCGGGCUCCGGGCGCCGCCUCACCUGGGCGCGGCGUCGCCCCCCGCGCUGCUGAAGUCCCGGGCCCGCCGGGCCGCGCGGUGCGCACCUCGCUCCCCACGUCUGCUAUGUUGCCCUUUGGAGACAGAACGAGAGAGAUGGUCAACGCCUGGUUUGCUGAGCGAGUCCACACCAUCCCCGUUGGCAAGGAAGGCGCCCACAGCCGCGUGGAGUCCUGCCCGUGCCCCCCGCAGCACAGCCCCCGCGCCGAGGGCAGCACCCCGGGCACCCCCACCCGCAAAAUCUCCGCCUCGGAGUUCGACCGGCCGCUCCGGCCCAUCGUGGUGAAGGACUCGGAGGGCGCGGUCAGCUUCCUCUCGGACGCGGACAAGAAGCAGCAGAUGCCGCUCACGCCCCGCCGGUUCGACCGCGACGACGGGGACCAGUGCGCCCGGCUGCUGGACCUGGUGAAGGACAUCGCCAGCCACCUGGAUGUCACCGCGCUGUGCCACAAGAUUUUCCUGCACAUCCACGGCCUCAUCGCCGCCGACCGCUACUCGCUGUUCCUCGUCUGCGAGGACAGCUCCAACGACAAGUUCCUGGUCAGCCGCCUCUUCGACGUGGCCGAGGGCUCCACCCUGGAGGAGGCGUCCAGCAGCUGCAUCCGCCUGGAGUGGAACAAGGGCAUCGUGGGGCACGUGGCCGCACGGGGCGAGCCCCUCAACAUCAAGGACGCCUACGAGGACCCUCGCUUCAACGCAGAGGUUGACCAGAUCACCGGCUACCGGACACAGAGCAUCCUCUGUAUGCCGAUUAAGAACCACCGCGAAGAGGUUGUCGGCGUCGCCCAGGCCAUCAACAAGAAGUCGGGAAACGGCGGGACAUUCACUGAGAAAGAUGAGAAGGACUUCGCCGCGUACUUGGCAUUUUGUGGGAUUGUUCUUCACAACGCACAACUCUACGAGACAUCGCUGCUGGAGAACAAGAGGAAUCAGGUGCUGCUUGACCUGGCCAGCCUGAUUUUUGAAGAGCAGCAAUCCUUGGAGGUCAUUCUGAAGAAGAUCGCUGCCACGAUUAUCUCCUUCAUGCAGGUGCAGAAGUGCACCAUCUUCAUCGUGGAUGGAGACUGCUCCGACUCCUUUUCCAGCGUGUUCCACAUGGAGUGUGAGGAGCUGGAGCGAUCAUCCGACACUGUGACAAGGGACCGGGAUGGGAGCCAGAUCAACUACAUGUACGCUCAGUAUGUCGCCAGCACCAUGGAGGCGCUCAACAUCCCCGACGUCAGCAAGGACAGCAGAUUCCCCUGGGCGAAUGAAAACAUGGGGAACAUAAGCCAGCAGGGCAUUCGAAGUUUGCUUUGUACGCCUAUAAAAAAUGGAAAGAAGAAUAAAGUGAUAGGGGUUUGCCAGCUCGUGAACAAGAUGGAGGAGAACACCGGCAAGGUGAAGCCAUUCAACCGGAACGAUGAGCAGUUCCUGGAAGCUUUCGUAAUCUUCUGUGGCCUGGGGAUCCAGAACACGCAGAUGUAUGAGGCGGUGGAGAGGGCCAUGGCCAAGCAGAUGGUCACGUUGGAGGUCCUGUCCUAUCACGCCUCGGCCGCGGAGGAGGAGACCCGGGAGCUGCAGGCCUUAGCGGCGGCCGUGGUGCCCUCUGCCCAGACCCUGCGGAUCACCGACUUCAGCUUCAGCGACUUCGAGCUGUCGGACCUGGAAACUGCGCUGUGCACCAUCCGGAUGUUCACCGACCUCAACCUGGUGCAGAACUUCCAGAUGAAGCAUGAGGUCCUCUGCCGGUGGAUCCUGAGUGUGAAGAAGAAUUACCGGAAGAACGUGGCCUACCACAACUGGAGACACGCCUUCAACACGGCGCAGUGCAUGUUCGCCGCCCUGAAGGCAGGCAAGAUCCAGAGCAAGCUGUCGGACCUGGAGGUGCUGGCCCUGCUGGUCGCCGCCCUGAGCCACGACCUGGACCACCGCGGCGUGAACAACUCCUACAUUCAGCGGAGCGAACACCCGCUGGCCCAACUGUACUGCCACUCGACCCUGGAGCACCACCACUUUGACCAGUGCCUGAUGGUCCUCAAUAGCCCGGGGAACCAGAUCCUCAGUGGCCUCUCCAUCGAAGAGUAUAAGACCGCAUUGAAGAUCAUCAAGCAGGCGAUUCUGGCCACAGACCUGGCCCUGUACAUUAAGAGGCGAGGGGAGUUUUUUGAACUUAUAAGGAAAAACCAGUUCAACUUAGGAGACCCGCACCAGAAGGAGCUGUUUCUGGCGAUGCUGAUGACCGCGUGUGACCUCUCUGCCAUCACGAAGCCCUGGCCCAUUCAGCAACGGAUCGCAGAGCUUGUGGCGGCGGAAUUCUUUGACCAAGGAGACAAAGAGAGAAGAGAACUCAACAUAGAGCCUGCGGACCUCAUGAACAGGGAGAAGAAGAACAAGAUCCCGAGUAUGCAGGUGGGCUUCAUCGACGCCAUCUGCCUGCAGCUGUAUGAGGCACUGGCGCACGUGUCCCCUGACUGCUCCCCCCUGCUGGAUGGCUGCAGGCACAACAGGCAGAAGUGGCAGGCGCUGGCUGAGCAGCAGGACACACUGGUCAACGGGGCUGGCGGCCCCGCCCCACGCAGCUGACCGCCUGGGCCCCGGACGGGAUGCUGGCGACCGUGGUCUGCACGGCCCGGCCUCGCUGGAUGCUGCACAGGCUGCGUGUGCCCUUCCACGGUGUCCUGGUGUGUUUGCACAGCUUCUGAGAGCACAGCGGGGACUUUUCAGGGGGCGGUCCCGCCUGCCUGUGUGUGUGUGCUGCCCACUGAGCUGAGGCUCGCUAAGCACAGGACCGCCCCACCCCACCACGGGACCGACCCCCCACCGCAGGUCCACGCAGGAAUUGGUGCUGAGAGUGCGGGCUGCGUCUCGCGUUCAGUUGGCUGUUUGGCUUGGGAAUUUUAAGUGAUUGGUUUUGUGGUUUUGGAAUCGCCGACCUUUCAAGAAUGUUUGGAAUCUUUUAUUUCUCAAAAAUAGGCCCAGAGCAAAUGGAAUAUAUUUCGUGACACGUAAAACCUUCGUAAGAUAGAGAAAAGUUUGGGCUGCGUGGAUGUGAAGGGGGGAGGGGUCUAUUUGUCAACAACGUAUUAUGUUAAAAAAACAGUUAAAACUCCCAAGCAAUGGAAAGUGCUGCGGGCAGAAUUGUUUCACUGACCAUCGCUGAUCUUAUCAACAGGCAGUGUGACCCAGAAACACUACGGUCACCAGUUCUGCCCCUUUCUUGUGUGUAACUCCCUCAGCGUUUAUCAUCGGUUCAUCAUACAGCAUAGUUUAUAGGGGGCCGGUUUGCACCCCAGUGGGAAAACAAGAACCAAGUGGCCGUUGGAGCCCAGAGCUGGCGUGAGAUGUGACUGCCAAUAGGAGAGCGCAGCAGAAGGCCACCUGGACAUGGGCUGGAAAUGAGCCCGUGGGGGCGGCAGCAGGACACCCAGGCCUGAGGGAUGGUCAGCAGUCUGUUUUGUGCCUGAGGCAGUGCCCAGUGUGGGCUCGUGGGACCAGUCCGCCCGGGAUCACAGGAUGUGGGCGUGUGCCCUAACCACAGGUCCUGAGCUGGGCCUGGUGUAUUCACAUCUCUCGCUUCCCAUCCAUUUAGAAAAUGUGAACAUUUUUAGCAUUUGAGCUCCACUUGUAGUGUGUGCUCCUGUGCAGUCCAGCAGUGGAGACACAGGGGGCAGGCGGCUGCUUCCAGAAAGAUAAUCCGCUCAAAUCCGUGCAGAUGUCUGGACUGAGCAGGAAGAGCGACGUUUGUUUGGUUUGUUACCUGCCCCCCAACUCCAAACAAGUUUCUGUUUUGGAGGGAAGUUUCUGGGGGGCCGGUAACAGCAUGAGCAAAGCUUUCAUGGAAACAAGGUUCCCAUGGGUAGCAUUGUCCUCUAAACUGCCUAACAGCAGGUGAAGUUGUAUAUGUACAUGUGCCUUGGGAUAAUGUAUCUGCAUUCUUACCAUUCAGGUUUAAAAAAAAAAGGGUGGGCGGGCAAAUCUACGGCCUUUACUCUGUGAGAACGGCCAGUCUGCAGCGUUAGGGACUGGGUGAUGCUGUGUGUGUGAUUGUCAUGACACUUGUAUGUUCAGGAUGUGACCCUAUUUCUAUCUCAUGUCAUUCAGAUGAGCCAAGGCACCUCUUGGGGGCACGGGUGUGUCUGCCACAGGCUGCCCCUGAAUCACACACCUGCAUCCUGUGCACAUCCCCGUGUACGCAUGUUCCUCAGCGUGGAACACUGAACGGUGUCUCUCAUAACCUACUUGUCACCGUGCCCUGUGACUGUGCCUCCGUCUGCGUCAUACGCUUCGGUUCCGACCUCCCCGCCACAUGUCACUGAGACCGUAAAAGCCACCGCAGAUGAGUCUGGGAGGGUGUGAGGGGCCGUUUUAACAGGCAGAGAGAUACACUUAGACUAGAAACCAUUCGGUUUGCCUGUAGAUGCGCUGGUUUUACUUCACUCGUUUAGAAAUUAGAAGUUAGGCUGUGCCACGCCUGGCACUGUAGUCCCUGCAGAAGACGUCUUUAGAGCUGGUUGCAGCCAUUUGACUUGUUAGGAAAAUCAUUCCAUACAUGGGCUCCUACCUGGUAUGUGGCACAAAGUUUUCAUUCUCAUGUGAAUAUUUCCUUUCCUGUCGCUUCCUAGGUGGGAAAUACAUGUCCAGGGUGGGCCGGUAGUGGGUUUACAGUUGUUGGUAUGGAAAGUAACACAGCAAUUAGUAAGUCACGCUACAAGAAAACGCUGUUCCAUGUGCUCACAGCUGUAGCCCUCCGCCUGCCCCCCCUGGUGGAGGUCUCCGCCUUCCCCUGUGUGUCUGUCACCCAAACCAGCAGGCAUGCGCUCUGCUCCAGAGAAAGCGGUUGGUGUGGUUUUAGCUGAGUGACAUUGCACCAUUAUUUCAUUUCCAUGGUCAGCCCCCGAGCCCCCACUGCUCACUCAGCUGUUUGAAUCUGUGAACGUGCCUGGCCGGGUACUUUUCGGAGCGUGGGCUCUGCCGGCCGCGAUCCUGUGCGAACUCGGUGGGUCACAACCUCUGUCACCUGGACAUGGAGGCGCUGUGUUCGGGCGAAGCCUCUGUCUCCCCCAGGAUGUCACAGGUGGCGGCUGCUCUGUCCGCCCAGCAGCCGAGACCACUGUCGCACGAGACAGGCGGCCACAGGGCUGUGAUCCCACGGGUGGCUCCUCAGAGACAUGCGCUCACUCGCUGCUCACGCAGACCAGACGGCUGGUGCGCGGGGGACUCGGGCUGAGCGUGGCCUCAGAGCACAGCUGGCUGUGAGGUGGUCACCUGUCUCCUAAUCCCCAGCGGUUUCCUCCCAGCCCUGCUGGCCUGGAGCGUGGGAACCUGCCGGAGUGCUAGCUCUCGGGGGGGAGGGCCCAGCUGCGAGCCUGCCUCGCCGGGACCUGCCCGUGUCCGGCACAGAGCAUGCGUGUUGGACCCCGUGGAUUUCACGUUUCCUGUGUUUCUCAUCGUCUGUGCUCCUCACACUUCACGGCCGCACAAGCGAUGCUGCUCUGCUUCCUGCUGAGAUCCUUGGCGAUGAGAGAAGGAAACCAUGGCCCCGCCAUUGCCUCCCCAAGCGCCUGCUUACACGGGGGCAGUACCACUCUGCCUGGCCCGCCUCGGUCCCUGCUGACCUGUGUCUGCCUCGGUCCCUGCCACGGUCCCUGCCAUGGUCCCUGCUGACCUGUGUCCGCCUCAGUUCCUGCCAUGGUCCCUGCUGAACUGUGUCCGCCUCGGUCCCUGCCACGGUCCCUGCUGACCUGUGUCCGCCUCAGUCCCUGCCAUGGUCCCUGCUGAACUGUGUCCGCCUCGGUCCCUGCCACGGUCCCUGCUGAACUGUGUCCGCCUCGGUCCCUGCCAUGCGCCAGGCGCAGGCCGCUGAGAAGACAGCACAGCAGCCUCGUGGGCUCCCAGCCUCGUGGGCGGCGCUGGUGGGACCAGCUCAGCGCUGAGCCUGCCUGUGUCCCACUGUGUCACUUUUGUUUUCAUCGAUAACCUGUGGUCAUGCAUUUCCUCACCUGGACCUUAGGAGAUCCGUCAGGACACCUGUCUUCCUGCGAGCUUGUCGCCAGCCCCGAGGGCGCCGCUGCUGGGGUGGGGCCGUGUGCUGCACUGUCCCCAGGUUGCUGGCCACACCCUGUCCCAUGCACAUGGGGGCCCUUCGGCAGCUCACGCCGCCGUCCACACCCCCCUCAAAGCCUGUGGAGACACGUCCGAACGAAUGCUGUUGAAAGCCGUGUAAAUAGUGGGAAAUAGAAAUUUCUAUUACAGUUUAAGAAAACCUGAUGAAUCAUCACUAGCCACUGUUAAUAUCUAUUUGUAUUCUUAUACCUUUUCAACAUAUUUGAACAAAUAUAUAGUUUCUGGCACUAUUUUUGUACUAGGAUAACGGAGGUACUGUGUAUAUUGUGUUUAGCGGUUAAGUCCACUUGAAUAACUGUGGGUGUUGAUUUCUCAUCUUCCCCUCCCCCACCCCCACCUCCACCGGGAGAAGCAUUUCAGAGGCACGUCCUCGGGGACCAGCCCUACAGGCCACAGUCAGGGUUGCCCCCAGAGGGCGGCUCCUCACUGUGCGUUGUUCCCUCGUGUUGCCACGCUUUGUAAAAAUAAAAGAAAGAAUGAGCAGCCA
Messenger RNA from Myotis daubentonii (Daubenton's bat), 7124 nucleotides. It is a transcript of the gene PDE5A, whose product is annotated as phosphodiesterase 5A. Gene Ontology annotation, biological process: signal transduction. The record is from RefSeq and is a predicted model, not a curated record. NCBI's taxonomy places the organism in Eukaryota, Metazoa, Chordata, Mammalia, Chiroptera, Vespertilionidae. Gene Ontology annotation, molecular function: protein binding; 3',5'-cyclic-nucleotide phosphodiesterase activity.